Abrus precatorius (Indian licorice) is the source of this 6302-nucleotide messenger RNA. RefSeq names its product nuclear pore complex protein NUP160. Gene Ontology annotation, cellular component: nuclear pore. Gene Ontology annotation, molecular function: structural constituent of nuclear pore. Lineage: Eukaryota; Viridiplantae; Streptophyta; Magnoliopsida; Fabales; Fabaceae. The transcript is spliced from 28 exons. The coding region runs from base 68 to 4564 and encodes 1498 amino acids. The record is from RefSeq and is a predicted model, not a curated record.
AGAACCCUGAACUCCGUUGCACUAGCACUAGGGUUUUUGUUCGCUGCUGCGAUUCCCUUGGAAGAAAAUGGGAACCGGUUCGACGUUGGCCGGGAAGGAAGUCCCAAUCAUUGGAAGCGACGCCGUUCGCUGGAUCGACCUCUCCGUUCCUUCUUCCUCCAACAUUGCCGCCGUCGACGGCGGUGCCGCACCUCCCCCCACCGACGACCGCGCCUCCUGCUUCGUCAUUGGAGAUCCUCCUUCCUAUCUCAUCUGGAGAAUUCACAAAGCUCAGCCUCAAGCUCUCGAGUUGCUCGAGCUCGAUGCUCUUAAAGAAUUUCCUCGCGUGGGACUCAGAUUCACUUUCCCCGAGGCGCUUUGCCCCUUCGCAUUCAUCUGCAAAAACGAGUUUUCUGGCGCUUCUAGAUUCCCUUACUUGCUUUAUGUGUUGACUGUUUCUGGCGUGGCUUACCUCUUGAGAAUUCGAAAUGUUUCUGCAUAUGCGUCUAUCUCCAUUUUUCCCGUGGACGAGCUUUUUGAGCUUAAUGUGCGUGGUUAUAUUCCCAAUCAUGCGGCGAUAACUGCCGUAACUGCAACCGCUGGGGGUCUUCUUGUUGGCACGAGUGAUGGUUGUGUUUGCUGUUUCCAACUUGGUGUAGUUGAUCCAAGUGCUCCUGGUUUUGUGCAUGAGCUGAGAGAUGAGGCUGGAAUCAGUCGCUUGUGGGGUUUAAUAUCACGGGGGAAAAUGGUGGGUACUGUACAAGAGUUGGUAAUUUUGGAGUUGCACGAGAAAAAGUUUUUGUUUGUGCUUCAUUUGGAUGGGACAUUACGAAUAUGGGAUCUUGCAUCUCAUAGCAGGGUCUUUAGUCAUAACAUGAGCAUUUUGACAAUGGCAGGUGCUGCCUUUUUAAGAUUAUGGGUGGGUCAAUCUCACCUCGAUUCAAGUAUAAUUCCUUUGGCAAUUUUGUACAGACACACAUCGGAUGAAAACUUGGAGAUGAUCUCUUUAUAUAGUAUCCUGUAUAAUUUUGGGGACAGAAUUGUUUUCUCUAUGGAGCCUUCAGUGCAAAAUAUUCCCUUGGAGGAGGGACGAUGCCUUGAUGUUAAAUUAACAUUGGAUAAGAUGUGGAUACUGAAGGAUGAUGAAUUAGUAUCACACAUGUUUUCUACAAAUACUGAUGAGGUAGAAGCAUAUUCUUAUGCCUUACAGGAAGAAUUUGUUGCUGAUCAGCUAUUUCAAAGUUCAGAACACCUUGCAGAUGAAAUUUUGCGGAUCACACAAUCAAUAUUUUCAUCUUCAAAGGAUGAUAUUUUGCCUUUUGUAUCUUCUAUUUUCUUAAGAAGGCUGCUUCUUCCUGGGGUUCUUCAUAGUGGUACUUUGUAUGCAACUCUGGUUGAGUAUAGCGGGCAUUUGAGUGAAUCUGAGUUACAAACAUUAACUGCUGAUGGACUGAAAAAGGAGAUACUUUCAGUUAUAGAACACGAGGUUGGAUCUGAAAAAGUGUCUUUAUUGCACUGCUGGAAAUGCUUUUUCACCCGCUAUUUCCAUAAUUGGUGCAAGAACAAUACCUCAUAUGGUUUGCUUGUUGAUACCUCUGCUGAUGCUGUUGGUUUAAUCAGAAAAAACACAGUUUCACUUUUCCGGUCUUUGGAAGAUAUUGAGCGGAUUGUAGAGGGUUCUUCAGAUGAAGUUGGUGAGCUCACAGGCCUUGUGGAUAUAUUUGAUGAUGAUCUGGAAUGUGAAAUUCUCAUUGAGGUGCUCAGAUGUGUUAUAAGUUUCAGCCAACAGUUGGGCAAAACUGCUUCUUCUAUAUUUUAUGAAUCUCUUUUAACUGCACCUGCGAUCUCUUCUGAAGAUAUCAUUUGCUAUAUUGUGAAGAUUCUGGAAACUGGAUAUUGUUUGCCAGGUCCAGCACUCCAAACUUCUACAUCUGGGGAUCAUAUAAUUCUUGAGAAGGAGGUAGCAGAUCAUAAAAGUUUGAGGAAACUUUCUGUUGAUAUAUUUCUGUCGCUUCAAGGCUUGUACAAAAAGGCUUCUGCAUGGGGCAAGAUUCUAAAUGUAAUUGAGAGUUUCCUGAAAUUUUUGGUUCCACAGAAAGUAAUACAAAAUUUUGACACUGAAAUGUCAUCAAACAUAAAUUCCUCCGUUAUAGUCUAUACUACUUAUCAGAUUGCAAAGGUUAUGUUCGAAUCUGCCUGGGAUUUUCUUCUAUUUUUAAGCUAUUUGGUGGACAUCAAUGGUCAGGUCCACUUGUCACAUGAUGAUAUAACCAAAAUACAGCUUGAGUUAGUUCCAAUGCUUCAAGAAAUUAUUUUUGAAUGGUUAAUCAUCUUCUUCUUUACCAUCACACCAGCUGCACCAGCUGUAACUGAGGACUUCAAUUCAAAACUUUCAUCAUUACAAAUAGAUAACAACAUGGGGAAACAAUUGUGGAAUGAGAAGCUUGGCAGAUGGGACUUCACAUUGGCUUUUAUAUUCUUGCUCAAUGUUGGAAGUUCAUCUAUGGACCAUAACAACUUCUCUUCAGAACGUUUUUCAAAUGUGCAGAGCUUCAUUAAUAGGACAAGAGAUUUCAUCAGUUGGAUCAUUUGGGGCCAGGCUGGGGGAUCUUCUACUUUCUUGAUCCGUUCUGUUGAUCUUGCAUUUAUCCUUUUCAAGCAUGGCCAGUAUGGUGCUGCUGAGCAAUUGCUUAUGAUGGCGGAAGCACAUUUACUAAAGGAGAAGACAUCCCAAAGUAUUCAAGAUGCUGAUGGUGGAUGGUGCAUACGUCAUCAUCUUCUAGGAUGUUGCCUACUUGCGCAGGUGCAGUGCGGAUUACAUACAAUCCAGAAGGAUAAGAAAGUUUCUGAUGCCAUUCGCUGUUUCUUUAGGUCUUCAUCUGGAAAUGGUGCAUCUGAGGCUCUGCAGAGUUUAUCUGCCGAUGUAGGAAUUCCAUAUCUUGGCUUUAGUGGUUGUGCAUCAAUUGCUGCAUGGAAGCUUCAAUACUAUCAAUGGGCAAUGCAGUUAUUUGAACGUUAUAGCAUUAGCGAAGGUGCCUGCCAGUUUGCUCUUGCUGCACUAGAGCAAGUUGACGAGGCUCUAUGUAUGAAAGAUGAGAAGUGCAUGAACAGCUUGGAUAAUGAAUCAGUGACAACCAUCAAGGGACGACUGUGGGCAAAUGUUUUCAUAUUUGCGUUAGACCUUGGUCGAUACUAUGAUGCGUAUUGUGCUAUAAUUUCAAAUCCAGAUGAGGAGAGCAAGUACAUCUGCUUGAGGCGUUUCAUAAUUGUUCUUUAUGAACAAGGAGCUAUAAAGAUUCUCUGCAGUAAUAAACUUCCCCUUAUCGGUUUAGCGGAAAAAGUAGAGCAAGAGCUUGCUUGGAAGGCUGAACGAUCUGAUAUUUCUGCGAAGCCAAACUUGUAUAAGUUGCUUUAUGCAUUUCAAUUACACCAGCAUAACUGGCGCCGAGCAGCAAACUACAUAUACAUGUAUUCAGCUCGUUUGAGAACUGAAGCGGCUUUGAAAGAUAGCCAAGGCAGUUCCUUGAUGUUGCAAGAGAGGCUGAAUGCACUUUCUGCUGCUGUCAAUGCACUGCAUCUUGUUCAUCCUGCAUAUGCCUGGAUUGAUUCAUUGGCUGAGGGAAAUUCUCUUAUGAAUGAACAAUAUCCAAGUAAGAAAGCUAAAAGAACCCCAGACGAACAUACACCAGGUGAUAAUGGUGCUGAGCCUCAAGACUGGCAGUCCUCUAUUGAUAUUGAAAAACUUGAGAAUGAGUUUGUGCUAACUUCAGCAGAGUAUAUGCUGUCACUUGUAAAUGUCAAGUGGACAUUUUCUGGAAAACAUGGAGCUCUAUCAGAUUUGGCUGAACUGCUCGUCCAAAAUAAUUUGUAUGAUAUGGCCUUUACAAUCCUUCUCAGAUUUUUCAAGGGUUCUGGACUGAAGAGGGAACUGGAAAGAAUUUUUUCUGCUAUCUCAUUGAAUUGCUGUCUAGAUAAAGUGGAAUCCACUUGGGUUGAGGAACAUGGUCAUUUAUUAACAUCAUCAAAGCUUGAGAUGGUAAUCCAUGGCUCACCUGUUACAGUUCCCACAAAUCCACGACCUGACAGAUAUAGUCGUUGGGCAACUCUUAAGCUUUACCUUGAGAAGUAUAAGGAGUUUCAUGGUAGAUUACCGGUUAUUGUUGCUGAAACUCUUCUACGCUCAGAUCCUAAAAUUGAAUUGCCUCUUUGGCUUGUUCAAAUGUUCAAGGAGGGUCAAAAGGAAAGGAUGUGGGGGAUGACUGGCAGGGAAUCAAAUCCAGCAUCUUUAUUUCAGCUUUAUGUUAGCUAUGAUCGAUAUGCAGAAGCUACUUAUCUUUUGCUUGAGUGCAUAGAGUCAUUUGCUUCAAUGAGACCAGCAGAUAUAAUUAGAAGGAAAAGACCAUUUGCUGUUUGGUUCCCAUACACAACAAUUGAGCGACUUUUGUACCAACUUGAGGAACUAAUCAGAAUGGGUCACAUGGUAGAUCACUGUGACAAGCUCAAAAAGAUGUUACAUGGUUCUUUACAAAAUCAUCUGAAGAUGUUGAAGGUGGACUCCGAUGAUGCAAUUUCUGUAUCUUCUUAAUUGCUACUUAACUGACCACUGGAGGUGGUAGAUAACAGUGCUUUCACAGUGCUCUUAAUUACUAGCUGUGCUAACAGCAUAAUAUCUGGUGAAAAGGCCUGAACACGGAAUGCUGAAAUUUUGGGAUGUAAAAGCCAUGACAGUUGAGUUUUCCCCUUCUCUUACCAGCAGGGAACAGAGCAAAUAUGACCGAACGAUGGCCAGUACCUAAUGUUGUCAAGAAUUGGAGACGUAGUCCUAAUCGUGUCCAUAAACACCCUUGUAAAAUUUGUAUAUGCUGUCUACAGGAAAUGUCAAGGAAAGGUUGAUUGGCCGCCUUGUUUGAUGUGGAUGCUAAGGCUGGAUUGACGCAAUCACAGUUCAACUGAUUGUAAGGAAAUUCAGUAAUGAUUAGUGGAUGAAUAUAUGUUACCCGUUUUUGCCCACCAAAGGUUGACAAAAAAAGUGUUCUGGAGGAAAUUCAAUUCGAGAACGACAUGAUCUAGUUUUAUGCCUUUUAUUUGGGAUCUAGUUUGAAAAAAUUAAUGGGCAACUCGACCAGGGAUACAAAACCCAACUCGCUUACUAAAUUGUAGCCAGUUCAAAUGUGUCUUGGUCGCCUAUAUAAUGCGUUGUAAUGAUAUCCCAUAAACCUUAUUAAGGUUUUAGUGAGCUGUAUGUAAGAACAUGAGCAUAGCAAUUUCUUGAGCUUACAAACUAGAGAUUUAGUUAUAGUAUAAAUUUUGAAUGUCUCACCCCCAAAUUGUUAUUUAGAAAUUACUUGGUCAUUCAAUAGCAUAAGUCUAGUACUAAUGCAAGCCAGAUAUACGGUAUUUUUGUAUGGCAAUGUACAAUUGGAAUAACAAGAUUUGACCCUACUAAUUCAAUCGAUGAUCUAUUAACUCAGUCCCUCAUUGAUUUAACAAUGGAUCAUUGAUCUAUUGAGUUAAUAGUCCAAUUUGUUAUGUAUAUAGUUUUGCUUAUUUGCUACUGGAUUUAGUGAGCACAUGAAUCACCAACAAUUUGAAAAGUGAUUUUGAUGUGUCGACGAAAGAUGAUACGAGAGAGCUCUUUUUCAGUGCGAUGAGUAACGUGGUGACAUAGGAUGAGUUUUGUGGUGAGUCGAUUGUGAGAGAUUCGUUUGGUUCAAAAAGGCUGUAUAAUUUUUUAUCAGGAGGUGAAGUGUUCUUGCCCGGACUUGAAUUUGAAAUUACAAGUUAAACUAGGAACAAUUUUUUGCCAGUUGAUGACAUUCGACUCACUACGUUUAACUGAACCGACUACCUAACCAAAUCACUGGUCAAACUAGUCCAUUCACACAUUUUAAAAACUUAUUAUUGGAAAAUCAAUUAAAAUUGUAAUCGAAACAAAUGGUACUGAAUAAUAUUCUCACCGCUUUUACAAAACACAUCUUAGAAUAUAUUAAUGCAUUUUUUAUUUAAAACACUAAUUUCUGAGAAUUGUUUUUCAGAAUAUAAAUUAAAAUCAAUAAAGAUAAUAUUGAUAAUAAAAUAAGGUCGAAUGAUAUUAAAUAAAAAUAAAAUUGUUAUAAUAUUUUAAAAUUUUAAGAAAAUUAACUAUAUUUAACUACUUUUAAGGAAUCAUAUGAUUUAAAUAAAAAGAUUCUAUGUAAUAGUUUAUCAUUAAAAGGUUAUAUUAAUGGUUAUUAUUGUCGACUUUUCUAAUAACGUAACCAUAGAUCUCAUCACAAUAAAACGUUUCUCCUCAACAUUUCACAUUAAACAAACUAGAGGGAGGA